Thecamonas trahens ATCC 50062 is the source of this 1044-nucleotide messenger RNA. RefSeq lists its product as uncharacterized. Gene Ontology annotation, molecular function: protein binding. The transcript has 3 exons. Bases 1 to 1044 code for a protein of 347 amino acids. Lineage: Eukaryota; Apusomonadida; Apusomonadidae. The record is from RefSeq and is a predicted model, not a curated record.
AUGGAACGUCUUCCAGUCGAGAUCUGGCACCUUAUUGCGUACGAGUGUGGCGUGCUUGAUGCGGUCGACGUCGUUGCGCUCGCCUCGUGCUCAAAGACCUGCCACAACAAGCUCCUCGGGGACGCGUUUGCAAAGUCGCUCGCUUAUGCCACUGCCGGACUUGACACGUGCCUCGCCCGAGGCCUCUGGACCGGAGUCCUUCGCUUGCGAGGUGUGGACGCCGGUCCGGGUCAUGAACUUUCUGGGGCGGCCGACGCCGGAACCGACAACGCGGCGUGGAUGACGCUGCUUGAUCGCAUGGCCGCCGAUGCCGUCUCGCUCAACAUUAAUCCGUUUGUCGACGAUCACGGCGCUGCCUGGCUCGCUAUGCAGGAAGGCCGCGGGACGGUUCUCGAUCGUGCGUUCGCCUCUGACUUUGACUUUCACUCGCUCCCAGCCAUUGCCGCCGCUGCCAAUCUCCGCGACGUGGUCGCGUACCUGACCGACAGUCCGGCCGCCAUGAGCAACAUCCCCGACCUCGAGUCCGAUCCCGAGGACGAGUACGCCGGCUACUCGGGCCCGGGCAUCAACAUCGUUCUCGCACUCGUUGCUGCUCGCGGCUGGGCCGAUUUGGUCAAAAAACUCGUGGCUGCAGGCGCCGAUCCGUCGUUCUCGCACUCUAUGCCGCUCUACUAUGCCGCCGAGCUCGGCCACGUCGAUGCCAUCAACGCGCUGCUGGAGAGCGACAGUGUCGACGUCAACGCGCGCGAAGGGCGGGCCAUUGCUGUGGCAGCAUAUGUCAACGAGCGCGACGUGGUCCAGCUUUUGAUCAGCCGCGCCGGGCCCAACCCCAUGCUCGCCGACGCCGCCUGCAGCACGGCAAAGGCUGGCAAUGUCGACAUUCUCCGCGACCUGCUUGCCACCGGCACCAUCGAUCUUGUCGCCGACGGCCCUCGAAUCCUUGAUGAUGCAAUCUGGGGUGACGCUGCAGAGUCUGUGACUGUGCUGCUCGAGGCUGGUGCUCGGCCGCGACGGCAUUAUCGACCUCCUUGUCGCUGCCGGUGA